GAGGCACGGGUGCACCAGCGGGAGUUCCGGCAGGAGGCUCGUGCUUAGGGCCAGCGCCUGCACCAUGGCCUCAGCUGAGCUGGACUACACCAUCGAGAUCCCGGAUCAGCCUUGUUGGAGCCAGAGUGUGGAACGAGAGAACAGCCCCAGCCAAUGUAGGAAGGAGGCGGGGACUCGACAGCCUGUGGUGAUUCUCUUGGGCUGGGGUGGCUGCAGGGACAAGAACCUUGCCAAGUACAGCGCCAUCUACCAUAAAAGGGGCUGCAUUGUGAUCCGAUAUACAGCCCCAUGGCACAUGGUCUUCUUCUCUGAGUCCCUGGGCAUCCCUUCACUUCGUGUUUUGGCCCAGAAGCUGCUUGAGCUACUCUUUGAUUAUGAGAUUGAGAAGGAGCCCCUGCUUUUCCACGUCUUCAGCAAUGCUGGUGUCAUGCUGUACCGCUAUGUGCUGGAGCUCCUGCAGACCCAUCAGCGCUUCUGCCACUUGCGUGUGGUGGGCACCAUCUUUGACAGUGGUCCUGGUGAUAGCAACCUGGUAGGGGCUCUGCGGGCCCUGGCAACCAUCCUGGAGCACCGGCCUGCCAUACUGCGCCUGUUGCUCCUGGUGGCCUUUGCCCUAGUGGCAGUCCUAUUCCACGUCCUGCUUGCUCCACUCACAGCCCUCUUCCACACCCACUUCUAUGACAGGCUGCAGGACGCAGGCUCUCGCUGGCCUGAGCUCUACCUCUACUCAAGGGCUGAUGAGAUAGUCUUGGCCAGAGAUGUGGAACGCAUGGUGGAGGCACGCCUGGCACACCACAUCCUAGUGCGCUCUGUGGACUUUGUGUCAUCUGCACAUGUCAGCCAUCUCCGUGACUACCCUACAUACUACACAAGCCUCUGUGUCAACUUCAUGCGCAACUGUGUCCACUGCUGAUGACCUUGCUUCAUUUUACAUCUGUUCCAGAAAUAAAUGCCUAAUACCUCCCCACAA
Molecule: messenger RNA, 970 nt
Organism: Otolemur garnettii (small-eared galago)
Lineage: Eukaryota; Metazoa; Chordata; Mammalia; Primates; Galagidae
Gene: TMEM53
Product: transmembrane protein 53
Exons: 3
Coding region: 65-913 (282 amino acids)
Source: RefSeq, a predicted model, not a curated record